ACGGAGUUACUCGCUAGCUCCACAGCCAUACUACACUGUUGUCCGGGUCGUAGAUUUUCUUGGAAGUUUUGUAUUUGUCUUCCCAGAUCUGAUAUCGGUUCUUAUCGCAAUAAAUUCGAAUGGUUGCAACAUCUUUGUCGUCUUCUCUCGCCUUAUGUCCUAUCAGCUUCUCCUGGGAUAGAAGACGUCAGAUUGAAUUCCGCUUUCGUUGUGCUAACUUGCUAGAGUCUCCAGAAGCUGUAUUGACCUUAAGCUUUGCCACUACAUUCGUCAUUGUACAUGAUCAUUUUACUCAGGUUGCCACUACUAGCGUGUCAGUGGCGUUACAUCCUUCCAUAUCCGUAACAAGGGGGAACAGGGGAGUACCCCCCCCCCCUUUCAUAGGCUAUAUAUACGGGCCUUAUGCCUCUUCAAAUCAACACAUAACUGCUUCUUCACAACCUGAGAGUUAUGAGCCCGGAAUACUUGUUCACCAAUCACGUGAUGCUUUCCUCCUAAAGUACGACAACGCGGUCUCUGUCCCUUGGCUCUCUUACAGCCAUUGUAUCCUCCUUCCUCUCUCGUCACACGCUAGGAAUCAAUCAACCUAUCUGCCGGAGUUUCUGGAUUCCUCAUUUGUUACGACAUUCGAUUGAGGUUCUCUCUACCAUCUCGGGGGUGCGCUUACGCCACCCAUACAC
Mytilinidion resinicola is the source of this 680-nucleotide messenger RNA. RefSeq lists its product as uncharacterized. The transcript is spliced from 2 exons. Bases 120 to 635 code for a protein of 171 amino acids. The record is from RefSeq and is a predicted model, not a curated record. Lineage: Eukaryota; Fungi; Ascomycota; Dothideomycetes; Mytilinidiales; Mytilinidiaceae.